Formica exsecta is the source of this 2277-nucleotide messenger RNA. Its product is annotated as protein ABHD18. Bases 420 to 1835 code for a protein of 471 amino acids. The transcript is spliced from 9 exons. Lineage: Eukaryota; Metazoa; Arthropoda; Insecta; Hymenoptera; Formicidae. The record is from RefSeq and is a predicted model, not a curated record.
UUAAUAUUAUUUUUUAUAUUUAUAUUUUAAACGCCUUGUCGCGUUCUCUCUGUGCGCAAGAACCGAGUAAUUCGUACUUACGCGCAAAGAUGCGUGGCCUUGGAAUCAGAGUGUCGUUGGCGCUUAUCGCCUGAUGCUCCAUUUGCCUUUUGAUUGGUCUUUGCGCGCAAAAUCCAUAAUCGUACAUCGCGAUUGGAAUACCCGUGGAAUACCCGCGUUUACACAUCACUCAAGCACAUUAUUAACCACCGUUGCAUAAAGGCUUUCACGGCCGUGAAACAGUCAAAAUCUGAAAAAAAAAAAAGAUAUGUGAAUAAACCGACGUAUGCGCGAUCGUUCGAUUCCCUGUAUACAAUGCACAAAAAUAUCGGAUGACGACGACGUAGUGGCCAAUAACUUACCCUGACUUGUUUACCGCGAUGCCUCCGAGCCGUCUAGACGCCGUUUACAGGAGCAUAUUGCUCACGAAGUUCUUCACGAAGGGAUGGGGCAACCCUCAAAUUCUAAAAAGGAUUUUUGAAUUUAGGAAAGUCAUAUCAAAUCGAGAAGUGUGCUACAAUAUGAUACCAUUUGACUAUCCAAUAGAGAUAACAAAAGAUGAAGUAUGGUCAGAUUGUCAUAUAAUCGAAGGUCAAUUUGAAUCACCUCUUGAGAAACAUCUCCCAGGGAUAAUGCCAGACAAUACCAAAAUGGCCUAUUUUCAAGUGAUUUUACCAACCAAAUGGGGUUCCCAUAAAAUAAAGCCAAUUUGUUUACAUCUUGCAGGAACAGGAGAUCAUUUUUUUUGGCGACGUAGAAAUCUUAUCGCUAAACCACUACUCAAGGAAACCGGAAUAGCCUCAAUAUUGUUGGAAAAUCCAUUUUAUGGUCUGAGAAAGCCACAUAAUCAAAUACGUUCUAGUUUGCAUAAUGUGUGUGACAUUUUUAUUAUGGGAGGCUGCCUGAUAAUGGAAUCAAUUGUUUUGUUGAAUUGGUGCGAACAACAAGGAUUAGGUCCAUUAGGUCUCACUGGAUUAUCAAUGGGUGGACAUAUGGCUUCUUUAGCAGCUACCAAUUGGCCGAAACCGAUAUCGUUAGUACCUUGCUUGUCAUGGUCAACUGCUUCACCUGUAUUUACAGAAGGUGUAAUGAGCGCAUCGAUAAAUUGGUCACUUUUGGAAACACAAUAUUUUUCAAAUAAGAUAUACCAGGACGAUCUCGCAAAAAUGGUGAAAAUUAUUGAUCACGAUGAUGCUUUCUUAGCUGGCCAACAUUUUGUAAAGCAUUAUCCUGCGAGUAUGAAAAGAGUCGAUAAGUUAAGAAAAGAAUCUAAAGAAGGCUGUAAAGACAAUAAUACUUUAGAUGAUACGAAAAAUGGUACAAACUCUAUUAAUAAUAAUAGCGAUAAUAAUAUUUCUGCCAAAUGUGAAUCUAAAAAUGAGAGCAAUCAGUUGCAGCAACAAAUCGUAGAAGAAAAGGCAGCAGCCAAAAUAUUUCCCUUAAAUCUGAUUUCCAACAAAUUUAAACCAAAGGAUCCCAAUGCCCUCAAAGACAACAAAUGGCGCGAGCACGAAGCAUUGCAAUUUAUGCGCGGUGUAAUGGACGAAUGCACACAUUUAAAAAAUUUCGAGAUGCCUGUCGAUACUGAAUUAAUUAUUGCUGUUUGCGCGAAAAACGAUGCUUAUGUACCACGAGAUCAUUGCAUGAGCCUCGAUAAGAUAUGGCCAGGAGCUGAAAUUCGUUACAUCGAUGCUGGCCAUGUUAGUGCGUAUCUUCUUCAUCAGAAAGUCUUUAGAUCCACAAUAGCUGAAUCUAUCCAACGAUCUUUGAAGAAGUAUCCUAUCGAGAUAAGUUGAUGACUUUGCAAUAUUAAUCAAUGCAUGUUGUUUCAGAGGAUUGUAUUAUUUUAAAUUUUUAAUUAGAUAACGGAAUAUUUUUCCGGAAUUUUGUGAUUGAAUUUGUCUACUAUUAAAGACCGCCAUAUGUACAUGUACGAACUAUUUCUAGAUCACUGCAGAUAACGGUCUGCUACUAAAAGUACAAUUGUUGCAGUCAAUUUAAUCGAGUAUAGUGUAAUCGAUGUCAUUGUCAUUAGAGAAUAUAUAAAAAAAAGAUUAUCUGCCAAUAAAUUGUUCCUAUAUGAAGCGAUAACUCAUGUAGCAUAGGGGAUACAUUUUUUACAUAACUAUGUUUAUAUAGACUUAUACACGAUCUCAAUGAAAUACAUUUUUUUAAUGUUUGUAAAUUGCAAUUGUGUACAGCAUUCUAUAUAUUAUCGAAAUAAAUUGUUAAAAAUUA